AUGGUUUCCAUUCGCUCCCUGAUCUUGAGCCUCUCAACUAUUUCUACUUGCCUCGCUGCCCCGGCAAUCGGGCCAGCUGAGUUGCUGCCUCCUCAUGUUGAGCGACGGGGCCCUUCCGACUUCUUCCUGGGACCCAAUCACCCCCUCAUGCUCGCACGCCGCAAUGAGUCCCUCGAAAGACGAGGCAUGACUCUUGAGGAGCGCACCAACUACGUCCAAAACUACCAGACUGGCGGCACUGUCAACUUCACGCCCUCGGGCAACAGCUUCAGUCUCAACUUCGAUACCACAGACGAUUUCGUUGUCGGUGUCGGUUGGAACCCAGGUUCUACCGCCCCCAUCACUCAUUCUGGUUCAUUCGCAGUUACCAAGGGUCUUGCGACCCUUUCAGUCUAUGGCUGGACCACCAAUCCGCUUGUGGAGUACUACGUCAUUGAGGACUCUGCGGGAUUCACACAGACCGGGACGAAGAAGGGCACCGUGACCAGUGAUGGUGGCUCUUAUACCAUCUGGGAGAAUGUGCGCACCAACGCCCCAUCAAUUCAGGGCACCCAGACCUUCAACCAAUACAUCUCGGUUCGCAACAGCGGUCUUACAAGCGGUACGGUGUCUAUUUCCAAUCACUUCAAUGCUUGGAAGAGCUACGGUAUGAACUUGGGUACGCUUAACUUCCAGGUCAUUGCUGUCGAGACCUGGAAUGGCGCUGGCUCGGCAAAACAAACUGUCACCAACUAG
This is a messenger RNA of Colletotrichum abscissum, 735 nucleotides long. RefSeq names its product glycosyl hydrolase family 11. The record is from RefSeq and is a predicted model, not a curated record. The coding region runs from base 1 to 735 and encodes 244 amino acids. Lineage: Eukaryota; Fungi; Ascomycota; Sordariomycetes; Glomerellales; Glomerellaceae. The transcript has a single exon. Gene Ontology annotation, molecular function: hydrolase activity, hydrolyzing O-glycosyl compounds. Gene Ontology annotation, biological process: xylan catabolic process.